AGCCCAUUUGGGCCGGUGUCACAUUCACCUAUCAUCUCACCCGAACAAAAUUUCGGCUAGGCUUUUUCUCUUCUCGCUUCAACGUGAAAGAGAAUUUCUCUCUGGAACUUCUUCAAUCUUCAUCUCUGCGGCUCGACUCUGUAAGCUCUCUGUAUCCUAUUUUUUUCCUCUCUUAAAUUUUAUUUGGUAAAGAGAUUCGAGCUUUUAGGGUUUAUUACAUGGUAGUUUUUUUUCAUUACUGUAUUCCAUCUCCUAAUUAUUCAUGGAUUAACUGCUUAAUUAGAUAUGAGAAGCCUUCCUAAUCAGCCGGAUAUAGAAGUUGUUAGAGUAUAUUAAACUUUUUUCUGGCAAUUUUGGUUGUAUGGUAUCAAACCUUUGUUGGGUGACCUAGAAUCACGAGUUGCAUAUGGAUUUGUAAAAAUUUCAGUGGACUAAUGAAGUGCGGUUCUGUGAAUCCGUAAGAUAAACUCCCGUGUUUUGAAUAUUUGCAGAAGAUAAACUGAUGACACAUUUGCCUCCCCAACGGAUAAUUUAUAAAAUAGAAUUUAUUCUUUGUUUUCGUUUCCGUCUGAUAAAGAUAGCGGGGAUACUGUAGGAAUUGGAAAUAGCCGAUCUGCGUUUCUUUAUGUUCCGUUUACAAAAAAAACUAUACAAAAGGAUUAGAAAUCCUUUGUGGAUCUGCGAUUUCUUUAAGUGGAUUUCUAGAUUUUUUUUUGUGGAUCUACAAAUUUUUUUUUUGAUUUCUUUCCCGGCACAAACUUUGAUGUUUCAGUUUAUUUCUGGAACUUAUGGAUAUAUACGCAAAAUUAGAACUGAAGAAUCCUAUUUUUGUUUGUUUUCUAUAUUUACCAUUAAUUGGUUUCUGCAUAUUUCAUACAUAUCCGAAAAGAAGAUCAACAAUGGUUAUUUGCAGAAGAUAAAUUGGAGAAGAAAAUGGAGGGGACUAAGCUAAUGUUAUGGUGCUUUACGUGUGUGAACUUCACCAUAUUGUGCGCCUUACAAAAUGGGUUGCGUCACUACUUCUCAUGGAAGAAGCCGAAGGAGCAAAGUGCCAUACUAGUCAUCAUCUUCAUGGCUCCCUUGUACGCCGUUGUCUGCUACAUUGGUUUGAUGGAUUCUCCCGAGAGCAAAAUGCUCUUCACUUUUCUCAAGACUGUCAAGGAGUGUUAUGAAGCUCUUGCAAUAGCUAAGUUUUUAGGUUUGAUGUACACGUACCUGAAUAUGUCCAUGAGUGAAAAUAUAGUGCCCGAUGAGAUCAAGGGAAGGGAGAUUCAUCACUCAUUCCCAGUUACCCUCUUCCAGCCUCGCACAGUUCAAUUAGACGAUUACACAUUGAAACAACUAAAAGACUGGACAUGGCAGUUUGUUGUGAUCCGUCCGGUGUGUUCCAUCUCAAUGAUCGCUCUGCAAAUUCUUGGAGUGUACCCUGCCUGGGUUGGCUGGACGUUCACCACCAUUUUGAACAUUUCUGUCUUGCUAGCUUUCUAUUCACUCGUGGUCUUCAACCACACAUUUGCAAAAGAGUUAGCACCCUACCAGCCAUAUCCCAAGUUUUUCUACAUCAAAGGAAUCGUCUUCUUUUGUUUCUGGCAGGGAAUUGCCCUUAAGAUUCUUGCUGCAUUGGGCAUAAUACAAUCGCACUAUGCUUGGCUUGACGUGGAGGAUAUCCCAGAAGCCCUUCAGAACAUUCUCGUGCUUGCGGAAAUGCAUGUCUUGAAGUGCUUUCUGGAUUAUGGGUAUACUGCUGAACCUUACAGUUGCAAGGCUACCGUUGCAACAGGCACUGCAGUCGAAAAGAAAGACUAAAAAGAAUGUUUUUUUUUUGGAUUGUUGGAAGAUGGUCAAGAAUGGUCUCUGUAUAUCCCACAUCUUUCCAAAUGGGUACUUAUAUGUAAUUAGGUACAGCUAACAGUAUCUUUCUGGUUCCAAUCUUGACACUCUUUGGUUUGCCUCUUAGGCUCUGUUUGGUGCCCAGCCUUCCUAAACUAUGUUACCAAAUGCCUUCGUGCUUUCUAUUUUUU
Cuscuta campestris is the source of this 2021-nucleotide messenger RNA. The record is from the annotation of a GenBank genome assembly. Lineage: Eukaryota; Viridiplantae; Streptophyta; Magnoliopsida; Solanales; Convolvulaceae.